Molecule: messenger RNA, 1095 nt
Organism: Kwoniella botswanensis
Lineage: Eukaryota; Fungi; Basidiomycota; Tremellomycetes; Tremellales; Cryptococcaceae
Exons: 8
Coding region: 1-1095 (364 amino acids)
Source: RefSeq, a predicted model, not a curated record
AUGUCUAGUCUGACAGGUUCGAGCACUUUAGAUCAAUUGAUUGACGAAGCGAUCUAUCAGGCUUUACAGUCCAGUGCGAGGACUUUAACCUGGUACUGCGCUCUUGGUUUAGGGCUGGAAGGGAUUGUGUUAGGUGCUAUCUUUUCUCAAGUAUACAGAUACUACGAACUUUUCACUUCACACGAUUCUAGGUACACUUUGUUCCUCGUAGGAAUCGGUACCUUGGGAUGUAUCGGUCAAUUCGGAUUGAACCUAUGGCAAACAUACAUGUUCAUCGAUAAAGCGGCUACAGCUGUAUAUAUCGUAUUAGAGAAAGAUGUGUACGCAGAUAUGACUGUAUUGUUAUUUGUGGGGAUCUAUAAUUUGGCAGCGGCGUUCUAUUUCUCUAGAAGAGCAAUCAAGCUGGUAGGAAAUAGACGGACACUCAUACCUACUUUGAGUAUAUUGAGUUUAGCAAGUUUCACAAUGUGUUUAGUUACCAUCUGCACAGGAUUCAAGAUACCAAGUGGAACUGGGGAUUUGAAAGGAUGGAUAACCAACGUGAAUAAAUGGGUGAUAGCUUGGACAGCAGUAUCGGUAGUAACUGAUCUAUGUGUUUGUGCUACCAUGACAUACGCUCUGGUCAAAUCCAGAGACGAGAUCAGAGCUGCUGCUACUUCGUUGAUGAGGAAAUUAUUCAUGUUGACAUUCGAGACUAUGUUACCUCCCGUCACCGUAACUUUUUUGUUGUUGAUCUUCGGAUCUAUCGAGAAUCUCACCAUGGGUAAUUUCUCCAGAGUCCUCGUGUGGAUAAUCGGUCCAUUAUAUUUCCAUUCCAUCGUUCAUUCAUUAGUCAGCAGACAUGACGUUCAAUUCAUUCUUCAACAACAACAGCAACAACAACAGAAAGAGGGCAUAUUACCUUAUCAUAUGAAUAAUGGAAUUUCAUCGACCAGCCCCAAGAUCGAUAAUUACAAUGACCUUGAGAAUGGAAAUGGAAAUGGGCACGGGACGAUGCCGAUUCAGAUGAUGCCUGUGGUGAUGGAUGAAAGAGCAAGGAAGGAAUUGGGUUGGGAUGAAGGUGUGGAUCAUGAAUUUGGGGUGGCGUUGAGGUGA